Messenger RNA from Aethalodelphis obliquidens (Pacific white-sided dolphin), 1379 nucleotides. It is a transcript of the gene NINJ1, whose product is annotated as ninjurin 1. Gene Ontology annotation, biological process: tissue regeneration; cell adhesion. The transcript has 5 exons. Lineage: Eukaryota; Metazoa; Chordata; Mammalia; Artiodactyla; Delphinidae. The record is from RefSeq and is a predicted model, not a curated record. Gene Ontology annotation, cellular component: membrane. Bases 308 to 778 code for a protein of 156 amino acids.
CCACGACAGGAGCACAGAGGGCGACGUACUUUACCACGAACACGCGAGGUCCGGGGCCUAAGAGUGCCGAAACGCAGCGCGGGAUCCCGCGGCCCUUGCCGCCCACGCUGGAAAGGAGAGCUGCAGUCUAGGACCAGCCAGCCAGGCCUCCAGCCCCGGCCUGGGGGCGGAGUCUGAGGGCGGUGGCGUGCGCUGGGCGGGCCGGGGGGCGGGCCGACGGGAGGGGGCGCGGGUACGCAGCAGGGUCUCAAAGGCUGAGGCGCCGGCCGCCCUGAGGCCCGGAGCAAGGCUGACCCAGCGCCGCACCAUGGACUCGCGACCCGAGGAGUAUGAGCUCAAUGGCGACGUGCGCCCGGGCUCGCUUGGCUCCCCGGACGCCUCGGACUUGAUUCCUAGGCCACCCCGCUGGGGCAGGAACCAGCCCAUCAACAUGAACCAUUAUGCCAAUAAGAAGAGUGCGGCCGAGAGCAUGCUGGACAUCGCACUGCUGUUGGCCAACGCCUCCCAGCUGAAGGCUGUCGUCGAGCAGGGCCCUGGAUUCGCCUUCUUCAUCCCCCUGGUGGUCCUCAUCUCCGUCUCCCUCAUGCUGCAGAUUGGUGUGGGCGUGCUGCUCAUCUUCCUUGUCAGGUAUGACCUCAACAACCCUGCCAAGCAUGCCAAGCUGGACUUCCUCAACAAUCUGGCCACCGGCCUGGUCUUCAUCAUCGUCGUGGUCAACAUCUUCAUCACUGCCUUUGGCGUCCAGAAGCCCACGAUGGACAUGGCACCCCGGCAGUAGGGGCUCGGAUGCCCCCGGAUCGUGCCUGGCCGCAGCUGCCUAAACCCAGGAGGCGCCUUGCCCUUGAGGCCCACCCUCCUGUGCGCGCAUUCCCCCAAACCGCCACAGCCCAGGCUGGCCCCACUGGACUGCAUCCAAGCAGGCCACCCACGGUCAGGCCACUCUGGCCAGCACAGGGCCUGCCCCAUCCUCAGCUGCUCCUCCUCCUGGAGCAUGGCGCGGUGAGGCCCAGAAGACAGAACUGUAGAGUCCUCAGCAAGGGUCAUCGCUGCCGUGGACAUGCAGCAGGCGCAAGGAUGGGGGGACAAGAGGCUGGCGCCGUCUCAGGACAUUUCCAGAGGGAUGAGGAGGCGCCUGCCCUCUGCCAGUGCAGCAGUGUCCUGGCCUUGUGUGCUGCCCACCCUGAGUGACCCAUGACCUCUGCACUUCCUGACCCAGGACCGUAGACCACCAGAGACCCCGUGGGACCCCCACCGUGGCCACUGACUCAGGCCUCACACCCUCUACCAGCAGUGACUCGGCAGGGCCCUACCCCUCCUUGGCGGUCUGAGCCCCCACUUUUCUAAGUACAAGUAACCAGUAAAGCUGAUGCUCCUCCUCA